UCUGACAACAAUGUAACAUCAUUUUAUUAUAGGUAUUUUACUCAACACAGAUAUGUCCAAAGAUGUGUUUAUUGUAAAAGCGUUUUUUUUUCUUUAUUUUACAUGAAGUAUGGCAUAUAAUAGUUUGGAACAUGAUGAUAAUUGUUAUAGUACGAUAGAUGAAAAUAUUUUUGAUGAUACAUCUAUAAUUCCUUUAGAGAAGGAUAGUUUCGCAAUAUGCGAAUUGUGUGGUCGUGUUGGACGCCGAGGGCAGUUCUAUCCAAGGAAUAAUAAAUUUUGUUCACUUCGUUGCAACGCUAGUUUUUCGAGACGAAAACACAUUAAUUGGAGAUUCAAACUAAUGGAGGGUACAGAUCACAUGGCAGGGAUGAUUCCACUGGAGCCUUUACCCCAACUCCAGCAAUGGCAUGCCACUUUGAGUGAUUUACAGGCAGGUCCCAUUAAGCAAUCGGCAGCUUCAGUUGCGAACAGUUAUGAAUGGAAAGAUGAGUUAUUUGGUUGCGAUUUCCUUGCUGCACCAGUGAGUCUUUUCAAACAUGCACCUCUUCAUGAAAUGUGGGAUAACACAUUUGAGGGCAUGAAGGUUGAAGUGAAGAAUACAGACUGUGAUAAUUAUUCUGAAAAACUUAGUGAUUACUUUUGGGUAGCUACAGUUUUAAAAGUGAAAGGCUACAUGGGACUUCUGAGAUAUGAAGGAUUUGGGAGUGAUGACUCUAAAGAUUUUUGGGUGAAUCUGUGCUGUUCAGAAGUUCAUCCAGUUGGCUGGUGUGCUACACGAGGCAAACCACUCAUACCACCACGAACUAUAGAAGAUAAAUAUACUGACUGGAAGAAGUUUCUUGUCAAACAACUAACGGGUGCACGUACACUACCGGCAAAUUUUUAUAGUAAACUGAACGACAGUCUUGUUUCUCGGUUUUCUAUUGGAUCAUUAAUGGAAGUUGUUGAUAAAAAUCGAAUCUCACAAGUUAAGGUUGCUACAGUAUGUGAGAUAGUCGGCAAAAGAUUGCACGUCAAAUAUUAUGACAGCUCUCCGGAAGACAAUGGUUUUUGGUGCCACGAAGAUUCACCUCUUAUACAUCCAGUGGGCUGGGCGUUCCGGAUCGGACAUCCAUUAGAUGCUCCUCAAAAUUACUGUGAACGAGUUGCAACCGGUCGCUUAUUUUCAAACGACAGUACAAAUGACAUGUUCUACAAAUAUCCUUCUAAUGAACCACCAUUGUUUAUGGAGGGUAUGAAAAUCGAAGCCAUAGACCCUUUGAAUUUGUCAGCAGUAUGUGCUGCUACAGUCAUGCAGAUAUUGAAUGAGGGGUAUAUGAUGAUAAGAAUAGAUUGCUAUCCGGCUGAUGCAAACGGCGCUGACUGGUUUUGCUACCACCAGAGAUCGCCCUGUAUUUUUCCGGUGGGGUUCGCUAUGGCAAACAGCAUUCCAUUGGUUCCACCUGCAGGAUUUUUGCCUGAGGAAUUUCAAUGGGAAGAUUACUUGGCUAUGACCGGAAGCAUCGCGGCGGACCGAUCCCUGUUCAGUGCUAGAGGUCACGUCGUUUCGCACGGCUUCGUCGCUGGAAUGCGACUAGAAUGUGCCGAUCUUAUGGACCCGAGGCUCGUUUGUGUCGCGACGAUAGCUAGAGUUGUCGCGGACUUACUGAAGGUCCACUUCGACGGUUGGGGUUCUGAGUACGACCAGUGGUUAUGGGCGCACAGCACCGACGUGUACCCGGUGGGAUGGUGUCGCGCCAUCGGACACCGGCUCGAGGGACCCCUGCAGCCGCCGCCGCGGGUGCCCAGGAAGAACCAACCUCGGCAGCCCAAGAAGAAACGGAGACAAGUUACUAAAGUAGCCGCCCAUACACUGAAUUCUACAGAGGAGAGCUCCCAAAACUCAGACAUCGGCGAAACAAAGAGUCUAUCGCCGCAGACCAGCGUUUCUGAAGUAUCAAUGGACGCUGAAGCUGUUGUACCAAAAGACGAUCAAUUGAUAAGCGAAGUUAAUAUGGAAUUACAACAAGAGCAAAAAGAAAAAACACCCGAGAAACCUAAUGUAUCUCCAAUUUCGCCCAGGCAUGAUUUUAUGGAGGACAUUCCAAUGCAGGAUGAGAAACCUUCGAUACCUGAAGAAUCCCCUUCCAAAUCUUCAGAAGGGUCGAGCAAAGAAGAAGAAGAGGAUCCAGAUAAAGUGAUACCGAGACUAGUCAACACUACAGUGCCCUUAGAUAUAUUAAAUUCAGUUGAUCCUGAAAACUGGACUGCGGCUGAUGUUGCGAAAUUUCUGACGGUGAACGACUGUCAAACGUACUGCGUUAAUUUUUGCAAUAUAACAGGUCCGAUGCUACUGCAGCUGUCUAAAGAUGAAAUCAUAGAACUAUUAGAAAUGAAAGUUGGACCUUCACUUAAGAUAUUCGAUUUAAUACAACAACUGAAAUGUAAAAUUAAACAACCCCAGUGCAGAAUGUUAGUAAAUUUUAAGUAGUUUCUUUUAAAUAUUUUAUAAUAUAGAAUUCAUC
This is a messenger RNA of Bombyx mandarina (wild silkworm), 2504 nucleotides long. RefSeq names its product polycomb protein Sfmbt. Gene Ontology annotation, biological process: negative regulation of DNA-templated transcription. The record is from RefSeq and is a predicted model, not a curated record. Gene Ontology annotation, molecular function: chromatin binding; zinc ion binding. Gene Ontology annotation, cellular component: nucleus. NCBI's taxonomy places the organism in Eukaryota, Metazoa, Arthropoda, Insecta, Lepidoptera, Bombycidae.